Osmia lignaria (orchard mason bee) is the source of this 1406-nucleotide messenger RNA. RefSeq names its product syntaxin 5 (gene Syx5). Gene Ontology annotation, cellular component: Golgi membrane; SNARE complex; endomembrane system. Lineage: Eukaryota; Metazoa; Arthropoda; Insecta; Hymenoptera; Megachilidae. Gene Ontology annotation, molecular function: SNAP receptor activity; SNARE binding. The record is from RefSeq and is a predicted model, not a curated record. Gene Ontology annotation, biological process: vesicle fusion; intracellular protein transport; endoplasmic reticulum to Golgi vesicle-mediated transport.
AUGCCAGCACGUAGACGACACGUUAGCUCCGAGGUAGACCAUGGUUUCGUGAUCACAACCUCAAAGAGUCCCUGGCAGGGCAAUACCAUAAGUCAGCAGUAUAAUCAUGAAAGUGAACGGUGCGAUUUAACUAAAAACGAAAAGAAGAAAGCAGAUAUCGUAGCAGCGACAAUGACGUCGCGCGACAGGACCAAUGAAUUCGUUAAUGCCAUCCGGACGAUGCAAAGCAGGACCGUGACACGAGCAGCGGUUCUGCAAAAUCCUCGUCGAGCACGUCAAUUACAAAGCUAUUCAAAUUUUAUGAUGAUAGCUAAAAGUAUUGGAAAAAAUAUAGCGAGCACGUACACUAAGUUAGAAAAGCUUGCUCUAUUGGCAAAAAGGAAAUCUAUAUUUAAUGACAGACAAAUGGAAAUUGAUGAGUUAACAAAUAUCAUAAAAACAGACUUAAAAAGUUUAAAUCAUCAGAUAGGAAAAUUACAAGAACUUGGAAAAAAGCAGCGGGAUGGAUAUGGUGCAUUUCAAAGUCAUCAUAUGAAUUCACACUCAUCUUCUAUUGUAAUGACCUUACAAUCAAAGCUAGCAAACAUGUCAAAUCAUUUUAAAAGUGUAUUAGAAGUUCGAUCAGAGAAUAUGAGAGAAGAGCAAACUAGAAGGCAACAAUUUACUCAAGGUUCUGUAUCUACAAUGUUACCUCCAAGUGUUGCUGGGAAACAAGGUUCAUUAUUGCUUCAAGAACAAGAUUCUCCCUCAUCUACAGUUAUAGAUUUGGAACCAGCAAUGGGACAGUUAACAUUACAGCAAGCAAUUCAAGAUGACUCUAUGGCAUAUGCCCAGUCAAGGGCAGAAACAAUGCAAAGCAUAGAAUCCACCAUAGUUGAACUUGGUGGAAUUUUUCAACAAUUAGCGCACAUGGUUAAAGAACAAGAGGAGAUGGUGGAAAGGAUAGAUAGUAAUAUAGAAGAUACAGAAUUAAACGUGGAAGCAGCACAUGCAGAAAUUUUAAAAUAUUUUCAAUCUGUAACAAAUAACAGAUGGCUAAUGAUAAAAAUAUUUGCAGUUCUUAUAUUUUUCUUUAUAUUUUUUGUAGUGUUUUUGGCAUAAAACAAUUAUAUUACUAUGAUUAUUAUUAUUAUUAUUAUUAUACAUAUUUCUUCAUUCAGUUUUGUAGUUGACCAUUCAUAUCCAUUUGCGAUAUAAAUUGAUCAAAGAACGAGGCGAAUUUUUAUAAAACUAUGACUCACUAGCUAUAGAAUAGUAUAUUCAAUUGCAUUCCUCGACCUCUUUGUUGAAUUGUGAAUACUGUAAGUAUUAAUAAUUAAAAACUACAUCAGUGUAGAUUAAAGCUACAUUGUUGAUUGUAAACUGUAAAAAGGAUACUAUGGGUAAUAAAUGUAUAAUUUUCAAUG